This is a messenger RNA of Plasmodium vivax (malaria parasite P. vivax), 1141 nucleotides long. Its product is annotated as prohibitin-like protein, putative. NCBI's taxonomy places the organism in Eukaryota, Apicomplexa, Aconoidasida, Haemosporida, Plasmodiidae. Bases 230 to 1141 code for a protein of 303 amino acids. The record is from RefSeq and is a predicted model, not a curated record. The transcript has a single exon.
GACUUCAAAACGGUGAGUCAUAAAAAAAUGUCUUCGAAAAUGUCCGCGAGGUAGAAGCCAAUGUUGUGGUAACUUAGCCAAACAGAGAAGCGGUACCUCCUGCUAUGCCGCUCAGCAAACGAGCACAUCAACUCGCAUAUACACUAUAACAUACACUGUGAGCUACACAAACGCCAACGCGAAAUGAGCCCCCCCGGGGGAUGCCCCACACGACUGCGUCACCCCCCCCAUGGCCUUUGCAGCCAAAAUGAAGGGGAAUUUCCUCCUCUUCAAAAAUUAUGCAAAAUGGCGCAAACGAGGCAGUCAUCAAAUGGGCACAAAAUGGUGUGCACACAGUGUAGCAGAGCUGGUGAAUACAAAAAAAAAGGGCGGCGAUAAGAACAAACAGUUUUCCACAGGACAUAUAAAAGAUGGAAUUAAUAAAUACACAAGUGAAGCCCCAACACAAGUCAGCUUCCUAAAUGCAGAUUUCGCCCAAAAGUUUGGUCACCACAACUAUGAUGACGAUGAUGUCGCUUUGGCGCGCAAUGCGGAGGGGCCCUUUUACGAAAACGAGAGGAAACCACAUGACCAGAUAAAAUUGUGGUGUGCAAAAAGUCUCAAACUGUUAAGUUUGUGUGUAAUCACUUCCCUGUUCUUCUAUUGCACAUUUAAGAAAGUGCCAGAGGGGUAUAUCUGUUUAGUGCAAAACAAAAAUGACGCCACAGUGUUGCCAUACAUUUAUGACGACCUGAUGACAUUCUUCUUUAAUCCGUUGAAAUAUAAAGUUCUUAUAAUCAGAGUCAUUCCAAUUCAAAAGAAGUUUACACGUGUGUACGAGACGUUGGAUAAGAAGAAAGUCCGCGUAAAGUUGCAAGUCAAAAUGAAACCCAAAAUUCCGUUUAUCAUCGAAAUAUUUAGUUCCUUCGGGGUUAAUUACAGCACGAAUUACAUCGAAAGGGAAAUGAAUUUGGACAUUAUGAAUGUUGUGAAGAAUUAUCACUUGGAUACGUUAGUAGAGGAAAAUAAAGAGGAGGACCCUAUGCCACACGUUACCGUGGAGGACGCAGUUGAUCAAAUUAUGGACAGGUUUUACGACUGCUCCGUUUUUCACAAGAUAAUUCUUUUGGACGUCUCCAUCCUGUUUGAACGGGUAGAAUAG